Oncorhynchus gorbuscha (pink salmon) is the source of this 2379-nucleotide messenger RNA. RefSeq names its product polycomb protein SCMH1-like. Bases 504 to 2138 code for a protein of 544 amino acids. Gene Ontology annotation, biological process: regulation of DNA-templated transcription. Gene Ontology annotation, cellular component: nucleus. The record is from RefSeq and is a predicted model, not a curated record. Lineage: Eukaryota; Metazoa; Chordata; Actinopteri; Salmoniformes; Salmonidae. The transcript has 14 exons. Gene Ontology annotation, molecular function: protein binding.
UAAAGAAGAAAAAACAUGGCGGACAGCCACUAGCUCAAUCCACAUAAAACAAUACACAAACAUUUCAAAGCAAGGUAAACAGACUAAUAUAUUGUUUACACGCUAUACUCUUUUUAACAAACACAUUUUUUAGCUGGUAAUUUAGCUAGCAUUUAUUGAUGAUGAUGUAUCUAUAAUCAGGCCAACGAUAGAUGGCGAACAUUAAGUCUUCCCGUUAGCGUGCUGUGUUGACGGAGCUAGCUAUCUGUUCGAGCAUGCCCAUGUUAUUAGCUUGGAGAGCUGCUGUGUCAACAGUGAGCCCUGAGUGUGUUUGGGUGGGUGACCGAGGUCUGCUGACAGCUGGGGCCACCUCUUUGUUGUACCCUGUCGUCUGCCUCCAACGCCAACCCCCUGCCUGGCCUACAGAAGUGGAGAGCGUUAAGCGCAAUCCGUGGGGAAGUCAACCUGAGCAUCCACAAAUGAAAGAGUGGACUAUUGUGUCUUGAACUUAGUAUUACUGGAGCAUGAAGAAACCAGUGCCACAAAAAGCUAUUGAGUGGAGAGAUGGCAGGCGGAUCAAGCAUGCCCGAAGUGGCCGUCCCUCCCGGGUCCCAUCGCAGUACCAAGGAGGGCACUUCAGUUGGGACAAAUACCUAAAGGAAACAGGUGCUAGUGCUGCACCUGCCCACUGCUUCAGACAGGGUGCAACACCUCCAGUGAAUGAGUUCAAGGCGGGCAUGAAGCUGGAGGCGCAGGACCCUCGGAAUACAACGUCAACCUGCAUUGCAACAGUGGUGGGCCUGACGGGAUCGCGGCUGCGUCUGCGCCUUGACGGCUCCGACAACAAGAACGACUUCUGGCGCCUGGUGGACUCGUCUGAAAUCCAGCCUAUCGGCAACUGCGAGAAGAGCACGGGCAUGCUGCAGCCGCCAUUGGGCUUCCGUCUGAACGCAUCCUCCUGGCCCAUGUUCCUUCUAAAAACACUCAACGGAGCCGAAAUGGCCCCAGCACGCAUCUUUCACAAGGAGCCCCCGGUCCCAGAGCAGAACUCCUUCCAGGUGGGCAUGAAGCUGGAGGCAGUGGACCGCAAGAACCCCCACUUCAUCUGCCCGGCCACGGUGGGGGCGCUGCGUGGCGUGGAGGUGCUCGUCACCUUCGACGGCUGGCGGGGUGCUUUCGACUACUACUGCCGCUACGACUCCCGGGACAUCUUCCCCGUGGGCUGGUGCUCUCUCACCGGGGACAACCUGCAGCCGCCUGGCACCAAAGUGUGUGUCUACCUGAACAAGUAUGGGAAGGUGGGACCCCACUUGGACGGGCGGCGGGUGCAGCAGCUUCCCGACCACGUUGGUCCAGGCCGGGCUUCCUCGGUGCUACAGCAGUGUGUCCAGGCUUGUGUGGACUGUGCCCACAACCAGAGCUCUGUCUUCUCCUGCCUCAAGCCAGGUCACGGAGGAGAGGUCAUAUCAGCCCACUUCGACCACCAGCACCAUACCCUCACCCUGCCCACGGUCAACAGCGUCACGCACGUCCUGCACUUCCUGGAGAAACUCUGUCACAACCUCUACUGUGACCCUCUGUUUGGGAGCCAGCCCAUCCCUAGAGGGGGCCUGCAUUACGACAGCCAUGCCUACCCAGAAAGGAGAAGUUUUAGGGAGGGCCUCACGACGGGUCCAGGAAGAGCCUCCAAGCGGUUCCUUCAAGAAUCCUACUACAGCCCCCUCCCCCACAAGUUGGCCAAAAACCUCUGCCUAUCCUCGGAAGGUGAGCCUUUCCUCAUGGAGAAUGGUGUAGGGGGGUCGGAGCACUUAAAGAAGAGCCCCCUGUCCCCGGGCUCGACAGGGCAUCCUCUGAGCCUGCGGUUCCCCACCAAGUUGCUACAUCUCAACUCUUCAGGCUCUGAGCAUUUCAGAGAGUGCCCCCGGCCCAGUGGCCAGGACCCCAACCUGUGGACGGUAGAGGACGUCAUGCAGUUCAUCAGACACAUAGACCCUCUACUGGCCCCCCACGCAGAUCUCUUCAGAAAACACGAGAUUGAUGGCAAAGCCCUCCUGUUACUACGCAGCGACAUGAUGAUGAAAUACAUGGGCUUGAAGCUCGGGCCUGCCCUCAAACUCACAUUCCACAUCGACAGGUUCAAACAUGGACGCCCUUAUUGAGCUCAUCAGCGUCCCUGCAACCCUGCUACUUCUACUCCCCUCCCCUCUACAGGAUAUAAUGCGCUGCAUACUACUGGAAUGACCUAGGCUACGAUACUUAGUGUCAUAUAUCACCCUCCCUUUCCCUGCCGCAUCUAAGAAGCCCUGUUGCGAACUUCUCUUAUUUAGAUUUUAUUUCUGUUGUGUGGCACAAUCCAGCUCUACGGCAGCAUGGGAUAUUGGAUAUGCAGACUGACUGACU